Gymnogyps californianus (California condor) is the source of this 9996-nucleotide messenger RNA. It is a transcript of the gene UNC80, whose product is annotated as unc-80 homolog, NALCN channel complex subunit. Gene Ontology annotation, cellular component: axon; cation channel complex. Gene Ontology annotation, biological process: monoatomic cation homeostasis. Lineage: Eukaryota; Metazoa; Chordata; Aves; Accipitriformes; Cathartidae. Gene Ontology annotation, molecular function: monoatomic cation channel activity. The coding region runs from base 1 to 9996 and encodes 3331 amino acids. The transcript is spliced from 65 exons. The record is from RefSeq and is a predicted model, not a curated record.
AUGGUGAAAAGGAAAAGCUCAGAGGGCCAGGAGCAGGAGAGCGGCCGUGGCAUCCCUCUGCCCAUCCAGACCUUCCUAUGGAGGCAAACCAGUGCAUUUUUAAGACCUAAACUGGGGAAACAAUAUGAAGCUUCCUGUGUGUCUUUUGAAAGAGUUUUAGUAGAAAACAAGCUGCAUGGCCUUUCUCCAGCUCUCUCUGAAGCCAUCCAGAGCAUUUCUCGCUGGGAACUUGUCCAAGCUGCGCUCCCGCAUGUGCUGCACUGCACCGCAACAUUGCUCUCCAAUCGAAACAAGCUAGGACAUCAGGAUAAGCUUGGAGUAGCUGAAACAAAGCUUCUUCACACUCUUCACUGGAUGCUGCUGGAGGCCCCUCAGGACUGCAGCAAUGACCGAUUUGGAGGAGACAGAGGCUCUAGUUGGGGAGGGAGCAGUAGCGCCUUUAUCCACCAGGCUGAAAACCAAGGAUCACCAGGACAUCCCCGGCCCAGUGCCACAAAUGAUGAGGAGGAGAAUAACAGAAGAAAGUUCUUCCAGAACUCCAUGGCCACAGUGGAGCUCUUUGUGUUCCUCUUUGCUCCCCUUGUCCACAGGAUUAAAGAGUCUGACCUGACAUUUCGGUUGGCUAGUGGCCUUGUUAUUUGGCAGCCUAUGUGGGAACACAGGCAGCCUGAAGUUUCUGCCUUCAACGCCCUUGUAAAACCAAUCAGGAACAUCGUUACAGCUAAGAGAAGUUCUCCCACCAACAAUCAGAGCGUGACUUGUGAAUCCCCUAAUCUGGACAGUGGACAUACCGAGGGACUACAGGUGGUCUGUGAGACAACCCAGCCAGAUUCUGUACCUCCAAAGGCCACUGUUUCAGCAUGUCAUCGUGGAAAUUCCUUGGAUGGAAGCGUAUCCUCCCAAACCUCUCAGGAGAGAGGUACCGCACAUCCCAGGAUGUCCUUGGUGAUCCCACCAUGCCAGAAGUCUCGCUAUGCCACAUACUUUGAUGUGGCAGUGCUGCGCUGCCUGCUGCAGCCACAUUGGUCUGAGGAGGGCACACAGUGGUCACUAAUGUACUACCUGCAGAGGCUGAGGCAUAUGCUACAGGAAAAGCCGGAGAAACCACCUGAGCCAGAGAUCACCCCUUUACCAAGACCUCGCAGCAGCUCCAUGGUGGCUGCUGCACCCUCUCUGGUGAAUACCCACAAAACUCAGGAUCUUACAAUGAAAUGUAAUGAGGAAGAAAAAUCACUAAGCACAGAGGCAUUUUCCAAGGUUUCAUUGACCAACUUGCGUAGACCAGCAGUGCCAGAUCUCUCCACAGACCUGGGGAUGAACAUCUUCAAAAAGUUUAAGAGCCGCAAAGAGGACAGGGAGCGUGAGCGCAAAGGGUCAAUUCCUUUCCACCAUACUGGGAAGAAGCGGCAACGAAGGAUGGGGGUGCCCUUCCUCCUCCAUGAGGAUCAUUUGGAUGUCUCGCCCACUCGCAGCACUUUCUCCUUCGGCAGUUUCUCUGGAAUUGGAGAGGACCGGCGUGGCAUUGAGAGAGGAGGAUGGCAAACCACCAUAUUAGGAAAGUUUACCAGACGGGGGAGCUCUGACACAGCAACGGAGAUGGAGAGCCUGAGUGCGAGGCAUUCACACUCUCAUCAUACGCUGGUCUCUGAUCUACCGGACCACUCAAACAGCCAUGGAGAGAACACAGUCAAAGAAGUGCGGUCCCAGAUCUCCACCAUCACUGUGGCAACGUUCAACACUACCCUGGCCUCAUUUAAUGUGGGCUAUGCCGAUUUCUUCAGCGAGCACAUGAGGAAGCUUUGCAACCAGGUGCCCAUCCCUGAGAUGCCCCAUGAGCCGCUCGCAGGUGCCAACCUCCCACGGAGCCUGACAGACUCCUGCAUCAAUUACAGUUGCUUGGAGGAUACGGAUCACAUUGAUGGAACCAACAACUUUGUCCACAAGAACGGCAUGCUGGAUCUCUCGGUGGUCCUGAAGGCUGUUUACUUGGUCCUGAACCAUGACAUCAGUUCCCGGAUUUGCGACGUGGCACUGAAUAUUGUGGAGUGCUUACUUCAGCUUGGUGUGGUGCCCUGUGUAGAGAAGGUUCGGAGGAAGAGUGAGAACAAAGAAAAUGAGGCCCCUGAAAAGAGACCAAGUGAAGGAUCCUUCCAGCUCAAAGGGGCUGCUUCUGCUGGUUCAGCUUGUGGAUUUGGGCCUCCCCCAGUUAGUGGAGCUGGAGAUGGAGGAGAAGAAGGAGGUGGUGGAAGUGGUGGAGGAGGUGGAGGUGGAAGUGAUGGAGGUGGUGGAGGAGGAGGAGGGCCGUAUGAGAAGAAUGACAAAAAACAAGAAAAGGAUGAAGGCCUAUCUGUCAGCACCCAUAGGCUGGCACUCACAAUGCUGAUCAAAAUUGUGAAGUCCCUGGGUUGUGCCUAUGGUUGUGGAGAAGGACACCGAGGGCUCUCUGGAGAUCGCCUGAGACACCAGGUAUUCCGGGAGAAUGCUCAGAACUGCCUCACAAAGCUGUACAAACUGGAUAAGAUGCAGUUCCGGCAGACCAUGAGGGAUUAUGUGAACAGGGAUUCUCUCAAUAAUGUGGUGGAUUUCCUGCAUGCUUUAUUGGGAUUCUGCAUGGAGCCAGUCACUGACAACAAGGCUGGAUUUGGGAAUAACUUCACCACAGUGGACAACAAGUCUACAGCCCAGAGUGUAGAAGGUAUUAUUGUGAGUGCCAUGUUCAAGUCAUUGAUCACUCGCUGUGCUUCCACUACACAUGAGCUGCACAGCCCAGAAAACCUGGGCUUGUACUGUGAUAUCCGACAGCUGGUCCAGUUUAUCAAGGAGGCUCAUGGGAAUGUAUUUCGGAGAGUGGCACUCAGUGCCCUCUUAGACAGCGCUGAAAAGUUAAUACCAGGAAAAAAAACAGAGGAAACGGAGCAAGAGCCGAAACCUUCUGGGAGCAAAAGAUCCGAGGUGGGAAGCAUCAUCAUUGACAAAGGCCAGGCAUCAGCUGCCCCUGAUGAAUGCCGUAGUUACAUCUCAAGCCGCCCAAUGCAAACUCCAGAACAUGAUGAGCAAAUCCAAGGGGCCGUUCUGGGACGCAAGGACUUCUGGCGAAAGAUGUUCAAAUCACAGAGUGCAGCGAGUGAUACCAGUAGUCAGUCUGAGCAGGACACAUCCGAGUGCACCACUGCUCACUCUGGGACCACCACAGACAGGCGCUCCCGCUCCCGUUCCCGACGAAUCUCCCUCCGAAAGAAACUCAAACUCCCCAUAGGGAACUGGCUGAAGCGCUCCUCCCUCUCUGGCCUGGCUGAUGGGGUGGAAGAUCUCCUAGAUAUCAGCUCUGUCGACCGUCUGUCUUUCAUCAGGCAGAGUUCCAAGGUGAAGUUUACUAGUGCAGUGAAGCUGUCAGAAGGAGCGGGGCCAGGAGGUGGCCUGGACAACGGGCGAGAUGAAGAGGAGAAUUUCUUCAAGCGUCUUGGUUGCCAUAGCUUUGAUGAUCACUUGACCUCCAACCAAGAAGGAGGAAAAUCCAAGAACGUUGUGAACCUGGGAGCAAUCCGCCAAGGCAUGAAGCGCUUUCAGUUUCUCCUGAACUGCUGUGAACCAGGCACUAUCCCCGAUGCCUCCAUUUUGGCAGCAGCCCUAGAUCUUGAAGCUCCUGUAGUGGCGAGAGCAGCCCUGUUCCUUGAGUGUGCACGCUUCAUUCACCGCUGUAAUCGUGGCAACUGGCCCGAGUGGAUGAAGGGCCACCAUGUGAACAUUACUAAGAAAGGCCUGUCCCGUGGACGUUCUCCUAUUGUGGGCAACAAAAGGAACCAGAAGCUGCAGUGGAAUGCAGCUAAGCUCUUCUAUCAGUGGGGAGAUGCAAUCGGUGUCCGCCUCAACGAGCUGUGCCAUGCUGAGAGUGAGAGCCCUGCCAACCUGCUGGGCCUCAUUUAUGAUGAGGAGACCAAGAGGCGCCUGAGAAAGGAGGAUGAGGAAGAAGACUUUUUAGAUGACAGCACUGUGAAUCCUACCAAAUGUUGUUGUCCUUUUGCACUGAAAAUGGCAGCCUGUCAGCUUCUCCUGGAGAUAACCACUUUCCUUCGAGAGACCUUUCCCUACAUGCCCAGGCCACGUACUGAGCCUCUUGUGGAUCUGGAGAGCUGCAGGCUGCGUCUGGACCCUGAGAUGGACCGACACAGGUAUGAAAGAAAGAUCAGCUUUGCUGGGGUUCUGGAUGAAAACGAAGAUUCAAAGGAUUCCCUGCACAGCAGCAGCCACACCCUCAAAUCUGAGGCUGGCUUCGAGGAGAAAAAAGUUCCCAGCAGGAAGAUCAGGAUAGGAGGCUCCCGCUUGCUCCAGAUUAAAGGAACCCGCAGUUUCCGGGUGAAGAAGGGGGGUUCCCUUUCCAGCAUUCGCCGGGCCGGCAGCCUAAAGAGCACCAAGUUAUCACGGCAGGACUCAGAGUCUGAGAAUGAGGAGCUGCAGCUGUCCCACAGCAGGGACACUGUCACUGAUAUAGAAGGGAGCCCUUGGAGCGCGAGUGAACCUAGCAUUGAGCCCGAAGUGCUGAGCAACACAGGCACGGAGGAGAACUAUCAUCGGAACAUGUCGUGGCUGCAUGUUAUGAUCCUAUUAUGCAACCAGCAAAGUUUCAUAUGUACCCACAUUGACUACUGUCACCCACACUGCUACCUCCAUCAUAGCCGGUCCUGUGCUCGCCUUGUCCGGGCCAUCAAACUCCUAUAUGGAGACACAGUGGACUCUCUGCGAGAAAACAGCACAUUGAACAGUGUGGCAAGAGGCAAAAAACAAAAGGAAUGCUCAGACAAGUCAUGCUUGAGAACUCCUUCUCUAAAAAAGAGAGUGGUUGAUAUCAACUUGGAAGGGAAGAAGGACUCUGGAAUGCUAAAAUACAUCAGGCACCAGGUAAUGAGCCUCUCCCCUGCACCUUUGUCACUGCUAAUCAAGGCAGCUCCUAUCCUCACAGAAGAGAUGUAUGGGGACAUCCAGCCAGCAGCGUGGGAGCUCCUGCUCAGUGUGGAUGAGCACAUGGCUGGAGCAGCAGCUGCCAUGUUCCUGCUGUGUGCUGUGAAAGUGCCAGAGGCCGUUUCUGACAUGCUGAUGUCCGAAUUUCAUCACCCAGAGACAGUGCAAAGACUGAAUGCCAUUCUCAAAUUUCACACGCUUUGGAGGUUUAGGUAUCAAGUCUGGCCAAGGAUGGAGGAGGGAGCACAGCAGAUCUUUAAGAUCCCUCCUCCAAGUAUAAACUUCACUCUGCCUUCUCCUGUCCUGGGGAUGCCAUCUGUGCCAAUGUUUGACCCCCCCUGGGUCCCUCAGUGCAGCGGGAGUGUGCAAGAUCCUAUAAAUGAAGAUCAGUCGAAGUCAUUUUCAGCCAGAGCUGUGUCGCGUUCCCAUCAGCGAGCGGAGCACAUCCUGAAGAACCUGCAGCAGGAGGAAGAGAAGAAACGCCUGGGCCGGGAAGCCAGUCUCAUCACUGCCAUCCCCAUCACUCAGGAGGCCUGCUAUGAGCCAACCUGCACACCAAGCUCAGAGCAGGAAGAAGAAGUAGAAGAAGUUGCCAACCUGGCCUCCCGCCGUCUCUCUGUGAGUCCUUCCUGCACCUCCAGUACAUCUCAUAGGAACUAUUCUUUCCGCCGUGGCUCUGUCUGGUCAGUGCGGUCAGCAGUCAGUGCAGAAGAUGAAGAACACACUACAGAGCAUACUCCAAACCAUCAUGUGCCACAACCACCUCAAGCCGUGUUUCCAGCAUGCAUCUGUGCAGCAGUGCUCCCCAUUGUCCAUUUGAUGGAAGAUGGAGAAGUCCGGGAGGAUGGAGUAGCUGUAAGUGCUGUUGCUCAGCAGGUCCUGUGGAACUGCUUAAUUGAAGACCCCUCUACAGUUCUGCGCCAUUUCCUUGAGAAGCUCACAAUCAGCAACCGACAGGAUGAGCUGAUGUAUAUGUUAAGGAAGCUUUUGCUGAACAUCGGAGACUUCCCUGCCCAGACAUCUCAUAUCCUCUUUAACUACUUGGUAGGACUGAUCAUGUAUUUUGUACGCACUCCAUGUGAGUGGGGCAUGGAUGCCAUUUCUGCCACACUUACCUUCCUUUGGGAAGUGGUGGGUUAUGUAGAAGGACUCUUCUUCAAGGAUCUCAAACAGACUAUGAAGAAGGAACAAUGUGAAGUGAAGCUGCUGGUGACUGCCUCAAUGCCAGGCACAAAAACCCUUGUCGUGCAUGGACAGAAUGAGUGUGACAUCCCAACUCAGUUACCAGUGCAUGAGGACACACAGUUUGAGGCUCUUCUGAAGGAGUGUUUGGAGUUUUUUAACAUACCUGAAACACAGUCUUCUCAUUACUUUUUAAUGGAUAAGCGAUGGAAUCUUAUUCAUUACAACAAGACCUAUGUCCGUGACAUUUAUCCUUUCCGGAGGUCAGUUUCUCCCCAGCUCAACCUGGUGCAGAUGCAUCCAGAAAAGGGUCAAGAGCUCAUUCAGAAGCAGGUGUUCACCCGCAAGCUAGAAGAGGUGGGGCGGGUGUUGUUCCUCAUAUCACUGACACAGAAAAUUCCUACUGCCCACAAGCAGUCCCAUGUAUCUAUGCUCCAGGAGGACCUCCUCCGCUUGCCUUCAUUUCCCCGAAGUGCCAUUGAUGCUGAGUUCUCACUCUUCAGUGAUCCCCAAGCUGGGAAAGAGCUCUUUGGUCUGGACACUCUUCAGAAAAGCUUGUGGAUUAAGCUGCUGGAGGAGAUGUUCCUUGGCAUGCCCAGUGAGUUCCCCUGGGGGGACGAGAUCAUGCUGUUCUUGAACGUCUUCAAUGGUGCCCUGAUCCUGCACCCUGAGGACAGUGCCUUGUUGAGGCAGUACGCUGCCACAGUCAUCAACACAGCUGUGCACUUUAACCACCUCUUCUCCCUCAGCGGGUACCAGUGGGUCCUCCCCAGCAUGUUGCAGGUAUACGCUGACUAUGAAAGCAACCCACAGUUACGCCAAGCGAUUGAGUUUGCGUGCCGCCAGUUCUACGUUCUGCAUCGCAAGCCCUUUAUUCUGCAGCUGUUUGCAAGUGUGGCCCCUCUCCUGGAGUUCCCUGAUGCUACAAACAAUGGAACCAGCAAAGGAGUGUCAGCUCAGUGCCUGUUUGACCUGCUGCAGUCUUUAGAGGGAGACACUCCAGACAUUUUGGACAUCUUAGAGCUGGUGAAAGCAGAAAAGCCUCUCAAGUCAUUAGACUUCUGCUAUGGGAAUGAAGACUUGACCUUUUCAAUCAGUGAAGCCAUCAAGCUGUGUGUGACAGUGGUGGCCUAUGCUCCUGAAUCAUUCAGAAGCCUCCAGAUGCUGAUGGUCUUGGAAGCACUGGUUCCCUGUUACUUGCAGAAACUGAAGCGACAAACAUCUCAAGUGGAGACUGUGACAGCAGCUCGUGAGGAGAUUGCUGCUAUGGCUGCCCUUGCCACGUCUUUGCAGGCCCUCUUGUACAGUGUAGAAGUUCUCACCAGGCCUAUGACAGCCCCACAAAUGAGUCGAUGUGACCAAGGCCAUAAAGGGACCACAACAGCAAACCACACCAUGUCAGCAGGUGUGAACACCAGGUACCCAGAACAAGGAGCCAAACUACACUUUAUCAGGGAGAACCUUCACUUACUGGAGGAGGGCCAGGGUCUUCCCCGAGAGGAGCUGGAUGAACGAAUUGCCAGAGAGGAGUUCAGGAGACCACGGGAGUCAUUGCUGAAUAUCUGCACAGAGUUUUACAAGCAUUGUGGUCCAAGGCUGAAGAUUUUGCAGAAUCUGGCUGGUGAGCCCCGAGUGACUUCUCUGGAGCUGCUGGAUGUGAAGUCCCACAUGAGAUUGGCAGAAAUCGCACAUUCUCUGCUGAAACUGGCACCUUAUGACACGCAGACGAUGGAAAGCCGAGGUCUCCGGCGCUACAUCAUGGAGAUGCUGCCCAUCACUGACUGGACAGCUGAGGCGGUGAGACCUGCCCUUAUCCUCAUCUUAAAGAGAUUGGAUCGUAUGUUCAAUAAAAUUCACAAGAUGCCUACUUUGAGGCGCCAGGUUGAGUGGGAGCCUGCCAGCAAUUUGAUUGAAGGGGUCUGUUUGACACUUCAGAGGCAGCCAAUCAUAUCCUUCCUGCCUCACCUUAGGUCUCUGAUCAAUGUGUGUGUCAAUCUGGUGAUGGGAGUGGUAGGACCCUCCAGUGUGGCUGACGGAUUACCCCUUCUUCAUCUCAGCCCUUAUCUCUCGCCACCUCUGCCCUUCAGCACAGCUGUUGUCCGGCUUGUAGCAUUGCAGAUACAGGCUUUGAAAGAAGAUUUCCCCCUAAGCCAUGUCGUCUCCCCAUUCACCAAUCAGGAAAGAAGGGAAGGAAUGCUUUUAAACCUACUGAUUCCAUUUGUGCUCACAGUAGGAUCUGGAAGAAAAGACAGCCCCUGGCUGGAGCAGCCUGAGGUCCUGCUGCUGCUCCAGACUGUUAUCAAUAUCCUCCUGCCACCUCGCAUCAUCAGCACUUCCCGCAGCAAGAAUUUUAUGCUGGAGAGCUCCCCUGCCCAUUGCUCCACCCCAGGGGAUGCAGGGAAGGACCUGCGGCGGGAAGGGCUCGCAGAGUCCACCAGCCAGGCUGCCUACCUGGCCCUGAAGGUGAUCCUUGUUUGCUUUGAACGCCAACUGGACAGCCAGUGGUACUGGCUGAGCCUGCAAGUCAAAGAGAUGGCACUGCGGAAGGUGGGAGGGCUGGCCCUGUGGGAUUUCCUCGACUUUAUCGUACGAACACGGAUCCCUAUCUUUGUGCUCCUUCGGCCCUUCAUCCAGUGCAAGCUGCUGGCCCAGCCGGCUGAGAACCAUGAGGAGCUGACUGCCCGACAGCACAUUGCCGACCAGCUGGAGAGACGGUUCAUACCGCGCCCGCUCUGCAAGAGCUCCCUCAUCGCUGAAUUCAAUAAUGAGCUGAAGAUCCUGAAGGAGGCAGUGCACAGUGGGUCUGCUUACCAAGGGAAGACAUCUGUCAGCACCGUGGGCACCUCCACCUCCGCUUACCGCCUGAGCCUGGCCACCAUGUCCCGCUCCAACACCGGCACUGGCACGGUCUGGGAGCAGGACAGUGAGCCUUCCCAGCAGGCCUCGCAGGACACGCUGAGCCGCACAGAUGAGGAGGAUGAGGAAAAUGACUCCUUGAGCAUGCCCAGUGUGGUAAGUGAACAAGAAGCAUACCUUAUGGGUGCCAUUGGGAGGAGGCGGUUCUCCAGCCAUCUCUCCAGCGUGUCUGCACCUCAGGCUGAGGUGGGCAUGUUACCCAGCCAAAGUGAACCUAAUGUCCUCGAUGACUCCCCGAGCCUGGCCACUGAGGGCAGCCUCUCUAGGGUGGCAAGCGUGCAGAGCGAGCCAGGACAGCAAAACCUUCUUCUGCAGCAGCCCCUGGGGCGGAAGAGAGGCCUACGGCAGCUUCGACGACCACUGCUGUCACGUCAGAAAACUCAGACCGAACCUCGUAGCCGUCAUGGAGCUCGACUUUCAACCACGCGGCGGAGCAUCCAGCCAAAACCAAAACCUAGCGUGGAGCAGAAGCGAUCAGUGACUUUCACUGAAGCCCAGCCUGAGGCAACAACAGCCUCCCCAGGGGACCUGUCAGCUCCAGCAGCCCAGCAGCAGGGCUGCAGCCGCAGCAGCCCCCAGGCGACCAGCAAGCAGGAACCGCCAAGUAAACCUGUGCUGACUUCCUCACCUGCCAUCGUUGUAGCUGAUCUCCAUAGCCAGAUGACUGGCCAGAGCGAGGCACUUUCUGCUGAGAAGGAGAAGGAAAAAGAGGAGGGCUUGGAGUCCCGGCCAACAACAGCACAAAGCACCCCACCCACACAGCUCUCUGACACCGAGGACUAUGCUGGCCUCGAGACCACCAGCUUGUUGCAGCACGGGGACACUGUCCUUCACAUCAGUGAGGACAAUGGAAUGGAGAACCCCUUGCUGGCCACUCACUUCAGCUUCACGCACGUGGAGCUGGGGGAGACCGACGUCGAUCUAGAUGAAUCUCAUGUUUAA